UUGGCCGUGGUCCAGUUGAAAGUGCAGGUGGAAGAGAGAGGAAAAAAAUUAGUGAUUUGGAGACAGACAAGAGGGAGCUGGUUGGUGUCUUUGGUAAAACUGGGGCUGGAAAGAGUUCUCUGAUAAAUGCCAUCAUUGAAGAGAAGAACCUUUUGCCUUCUGGAAGUGUCAGUGCAUGCACCUCAGUCAUGAUCAAAGUGGAGGCUAACAUGCAAGGCUCUAACUAUGAGGCAGACAUUGAGUUCAUCACACCAGAGGAGUGGAAAGAUGAGUUGUGGUCAUCUCAUCAGUUUCUUGGGGAUAAUGAAGACUGUGAAAUGGAUGUUGAUAAUGACUAUCAUGACAUCAGUGAAAAGUUUUCAGCGCUCUAUGGAGAAGAAUGGAAAGGAAAGUCUUUUGAAGAUCUUAUGGAUGGAAAAUAUUUCAGAGAAAUUCCAGAAUUUCCCCAAAGCAGGAGGAAGAUUUUGACAUGUGAAUCAGCUGAUGAACUCUCUGCAGAAUGUGUCAAAUACACAAGAAGUGAUUCAAAGCAAGGAGAAGGUAAUGAAGGAAAAAAGUGGUUUUGGCCACUAGUGAAGUGUGUGACUGUCAGGGUGCCAAACAAUCCUUUUCUCCAACAUGUCACACUUGUGGACCUUCCUGGAAAUGGCGACCGUAACAAGAGCAGAGAUCAGAUGUGGAAAGGGAUAGUUGGAGAUUGUUCUACUGUGUGGAUUGUGACUGAAAUUAAUCGAGCAGCAUCAGAGAAAGAGGCCUGGGAGAUCCUGGAAAGUGUCAGUAGUCUGAUUGGAAAUAGUGGCGAAUGUCAGCAAAUUCAUUUUAUUUGCACCAAGUCUGAUCUUCUUGAUGACUCAGAUGAUCUUUCAUCAGCUGAGUUCCAUGAUCUACUAACUGAAAGAAAUGUGCAAGCCAAGGAUGCAAUAAAGAAAGAAUUCAACAAGCAAAGCAAGAUUAAGAAACACUUCACUGAUGACACUUUCAAAGUGUUCACAGUGAGCUCCAAAGAGUUCCUAAAAGAAAACUACUUAAGUCCAGAAGAUACUGAAAUAACCAAACUUCAGAGAUUUUUGCAAGAUCUCAAUGACUGUCACUCAGAGACAGUAAACUAUGUGAAGGGAGCUCACGGGAUUCUGUCUUUGAUUCAAGGCGCCAACUCCAGAGGAGUGGAUAGUAAAAAAGGCGAGGUGUGUGAAGAACUUGAGAUAAACAUGAGCCUCCAACUUGAUAAUGUCAGAAAAGAAAUGGAAGACACCUAUACAGCUUUUAAAAAAUGUCUUUAUGAUGGUGUUGAGAAAUCCAAAUGUUCAUAUGGAGAAAAACUCAAGAACUUCUUGUAUGAUGGAAAGAAUGGUGGUGCUUUUUACAAUUUACUGAAGUGUGUUGUUGAGAAUGGUGGCAUCUACAAACCAAAAAAAGGGAAACCAAUAAACCUUAAUAUGAAGUUGGCUUCCUGUCUGAUUGACAGCAUUGGUGCAGAAUUCAGAAAGACCUUUCCAAAUGAAGUAACAUGUGGAGCAUUCAACGGAGUCAUCAAGACAUUUUCACUUGACACUGAUUCUCUGAUUGAAAAGUACAAAAAUGCUGAACUGCAGCUCAGAUUUCUCAAGACAGAGGAAGAAAAUAUUAAGGCAAGACUGAGCAGAAUCAUCCAGAAACAGAAGAAAAAUGUCUACAGCAGUCUGACAGAGACAAUUGAGAACAUUAUGGAACAAGGCUAUUGCGAGGCUUUAGCAUUUACAGGAGAAGACACACUGUACAACAUGAGGGAGACUAUUGAGAACCACGUGCACUCAAAGAAGGACAUGUUUGAGCAGGCAAAAAACACCAUGUUGGAGAAGUUGCACGAUUUGAUGGUAUACGUCUUGGAGACUCUGGAGAAGACUAUGAAGGAAUCUAUUGGACUUUCAUUCAAGGCUGAAGAGUGCUUACUCCCAGAUGUUUCAACAGAGCUUGAGAUGGUGAAGAAAUAUUAUGAUCAACUUGUAGGCACUCCAGAUAAUGAAAUAUCACUAACUCUGUAAAUCCUAAUGUUAUCAACUGAGUUAAAUUAAUGUUUUUAUUUAAAAAAAUGUCAAUGUUUUUUGUCUUUAAAAAUGUUAAAAUUUGUUUUAAGUACAUAUGCCGAUCAUCUUAGAGGCUGCAAUUAGUCCAUUUUAGGGAUUCGUGUAGUGUGAGGAUUGUUAAAAGCAAUAUUAAGACAAAAAAUGUAAAUAAUUUACAGUUUUUCUUAUUAAAUCAUUACAUGACAUUAUGGAGUUGUGUAAUGUUUAGAUUAUUUCUUGUAUUCUUCCUCUCAGUGCAUUUAGUCAUGUUGUCUUGUUGGUUUAGAGCUUAAUUUCUCCCUUGGUGUUCCUUAGUCCUGUGUUAAGAAAAAUUUAUUUCCUCUUUGGUUCUUGACUUUUUCUUUAAAGUUUUAGGAUCCAAACUUACUAAAAAAUCCUGCUCCAUAACAAAACAAACAUACAAAAACCCCAUUACAUUACAGUUUUUGGAAAUAUGAAAUCACUAUAAUAGUGUAGAAAUGUGUAUUUAAACAUCUUUACAUUGACAGAAAUUGGAGUUUCUAUGGUUUGACCCGUCUGUGAUAGAAGUGAGCUGAAUGUGGCCUACGAUGAAAAAUGCGUUUUACAUCCUGUGAGGCUUUAAGCCGUGUUAUCGUUUGGUGGGCCUGUUUUUAUUUCCUUUUUGUUCAGGCCAUCAUUAGUGGCUCCUCCCAUCCAUUAUGAGAAAAGGAGUUCACCUGUUUGGGAACCUAUGUAAGGUGAUAUACUUUUAAGAUGGCGGCCACCCUCCCCCUCCUCUAAGAAGGCUGGGGCUUUUCUGGCACCCAAUUUAGGUUGGGUUUGUUUUUUUCUUGCUGUUGUUUUUUUCGCUUUUGUGGCUUUUACUUUUUUUUCUAGUUUCAGUCACUUGUAGGUAGGUUAUAGGUAAGCACACAGUUGUUGUUGCUUUUUUUGCUUUACCUCUGUGCUUAAUAAAUGAAUAUGGUAAA
Messenger RNA from Oreochromis aureus, 2992 nucleotides. Its product is annotated as nuclear GTPase SLIP-GC-like. The record is from RefSeq and is a predicted model, not a curated record. Bases 189 to 2021 code for a protein of 610 amino acids. Gene Ontology annotation, molecular function: GTPase activity. Lineage: Eukaryota; Metazoa; Chordata; Actinopteri; Cichliformes; Cichlidae. The transcript is spliced from 15 exons.